Messenger RNA from Candidula unifasciata, 717 nucleotides. The record is from the annotation of a GenBank genome assembly. Lineage: Eukaryota; Metazoa; Mollusca; Gastropoda; Stylommatophora; Geomitridae.
AUGCAAGUCAUGCAGAAGUGUGAAAGAGCAGUUGGCAGGUUUGCAUCCAGAGUUUCCUGGAAGUCUGUGACUGCCACAUUUUUCUGCUUUGUGCUGUCUCUGUACCUGUUGUUUGCCUUGAUCAACGACCGCUACAUCCACCACCAUGCCUGGUAUGAGCGGCCGGCACCAUGUGUCACACCACAGAUUAUCAUGGAUGGGAUGGUGGAGCUGACGUUUUCUGUUACCCGCUUGCUGUCCAAGCUGAAUAUAUCACAUGUUAUUUGUUACGGGACAUUGUGGGGCGCCUUGAGACAAGGAAAGAUUUUACCUUGGGAUAAUAAUGUUGAUUUUUGCUUACUCAAGAAUGAAAUCGAGAAAGUGCCUUACUCCACCCUUCAAGCAGAGUUCAAAUCCCAGCAGAUAGACUUGACCUAUGACCAUCGGCAUGGAGAUUACAUCGCUACACGUGGCCCUGCUCAAGCAAUCAUCAGUGUAUUUUAUAUCACCAUCUAUGACGAAGUGUUUAAAGAUGGAUUGGAACAUAGAUUAAUGUGGUUUUUCCAGGAUAAACCAGUAUCAUUUCCUGCUCGACUGAUCGAAAGCCCGUUCAACACAGCCAUGUUUCAUGGGCAGCAGAUACCAGUGCCCCACGAUGGGAUUGAGAUCCUCAAAUAUCUCUACAAGGAUGAUUGGUGGUUGGAGAAACCCCCCAUUGGAUGCAGAUCCCCAAACUGA